AUGGAGGAGACGGUGCGGUCGCUACUCCAGAACCAGGACUCACUGGAGGGGCCCAAGGUGGACCCACUGGAGCUCAUGAAGGCAUACAAGGACAAACUCCUGGAGGAAAUGUGGAAGCAGCAGGACAGUCUGGAGGGCCCCCCGGCCACGGCCACGGCCCCGGAGACGCCCACCUCGCCCGAGGCCGGCAGAGGAGGGUCCGACGACAAUUCAAAGGACAGCAAUCCAAUGCUAGAGCGACUCCGAGCCCUGGAGGCUGAAAACUCUGCUCUGUCGAUGGAAAACGACAAUCAGAGGAAGCAGUAUGAACGCUGCCUGGAUGAGGUGGCUAACCAGGUGGUCCAGGCCCUCCUCACACAGAAGGACUUGAAAGAGGAGUGUGUGAAGCUGCGGACCCGCGUGUUCGACUUGGAGCAGCAAAACCGCAUACUGAGUGUGUUGUUUCAACAACGUGUCAAGAUGUCCACGGCUCCUGUCUCCCAGGAGGUCCAAAGGAAUGGAAAAGCAGGUAUUCCUGCAGGAAGGUGGCCCAGCCUGCUGAGUCUAACAUGCCCACGCAGUAGUGGUAGCGGCAGUAGCAGUGAACUAUCACUAUCCAGUGCUUGUAGUGAGUACUCCAGUGGCUCCCACACUUGGGCAGAGGGACGUGGAUUCUCCAAGCAGUGUGCCGCAAGCCGGGAUAAAAGGAUGAGUACGGGUUCAGUAUCCAGCAACCACUCUGCACCCAUCGAGCAGACAGACCUGGGAUGGAAGGAAGGCCACAUUCUGAAAGGCCUGAAGCGUCUCCAAAUGUGCAGCUCCAAAGAGGCGUCGUCUCUUGCAUCUGUGCCACAUUGCAAAGAUUGUAUGACUUCCAACGAGGGCAUAUACUCGUUUGGUGUCAAGUGUGUUCAACAAGGGAGUACAGCCAAGCAAUUAACCCCUACAAGUAAAACUUUGAAGUCCGGAGCAGGGACUACUGCCCUAGGCUCAGAAGAUACCAAUAAUGAAUUAAUUAAAUUAGAAAGUAGAGAGUCCAGUGACCAACCAACAAAAGAACCUGUUUGUUUGAAAAAACUGGAUAUCACAAGGGAUGAUGACAACAAUAUUCAAGAAGACCCUGUAAAACUUGCAGGGAACUCUGGUCUUUUUCCCUCACCUAUCACAGACAACUUCUUAUUUUUGGAGGGUCCCUCAGUAAAACCUGGUGUAAGCCCAACAGAUAGCCUUACGCAUUUGGAGGAAAAAAACAAGCCUUCAAGCAUGAAAUUAAGUGACAGAAACAAUAACCAGGAAAGGUCUACUGACCGUAAAUCCAGACUUGAUCAUGUCAAAAGACAACACGGCAGACUUGCAGUCAAGCAAGUUGAGGCAGAUACAAAUGACAUGAGCUCCUCUAUUCAGCAUUCUGCAACAAGAGCUCUGAGUUGUGUUAGUGUAGCCAGACAGCGCAGCUCCUCAAUGGAGGUUCCUCACUGCAGAGACCAGGCAAGUCAAGCUGGCAGUGAAAGCCAGGACUACACCAUCUCAGAAUCUCCACAGAGGAAACCGAAACCUCAGCUUUGUGACUCAGCAAGAAAGGCUUUCAUUCUGCGGAGCAAGAGUGCGGAUGGAGGGAAAGAACAAUCUAAGCAUACACAUUCUCCCCUCCACCAAAAACUUAUUACGGGCCACAUGUCCAAAGGACAGCCAGACCCUCCUGGGCACAGCCUUCCUAGCAAAAGUACAAAUCUCAGUAAAACCCAUUGUUCAAACAAGGGAUCAUUAUCUAAAGUUGAGAAAGAUGAGAACAUUUUGGUAUCAACAAAUUCCAAGUCUCUCAAGAGUGUACGCUCUCCCCUUGCUUCCCCUGUGAAACAUUCAAAGACAUUUAAGCCACCAGGGAUCAAUGAAUCCUCAAAGAGCCCAACAAAAUCCUCUUUGCAAGUCACUGGACUUCAAUCAAGCAAGGAGUCUGUAGAAGAGAGCAUCUACGACAAUUUACCCUGUUCUCCACGAAAACAACGACGCCAAGACCAGCACUGUGAUGUUUCCUGUUCAGAAAGUAGGUCCCCAUCCCCGCCACCACCCCCAGGACGAACUACUUCUCUUGUCCUUCGGCCCAGUUGUGACAGCGUACCCAAAGCACAUACAUCUGCAGGUCAGGCUCAAAGCUCUACUACUGGAAAGGCAACGCCAGGCACCCCCAAGCCACAAUCAUAUCUUUUUUCUAUUUUACAGCCGCAACAAUCUAACACAGCAAAGGACAAUCAACAUACAGCCCUACAAAUGGGUGCUGAUGGUAAGCUACUGAAAGAUAUCCCUGCCAAGCUCUACCAUACCCAGUCAUCUAAGAUGCCAUCUGUCUCACUUCAAGAGUCGUCAGGGUCGGUCCAGCUAUCUAUGGACAGAACUACCACAUGCCACGAUGAACAUGGUGCUCCCUCUAUAUUUUCAAGCCAGAGCAUCUUACAGAGAUCCCAACAGAGCAUUAGUGAGCCAAAACUUUCAGACGUAUUGCCUCAGGUAUAUUCUAAGACGUACUACCAUGGGAUUGCCAAUAAUCUUCAGAGUUCCACCUCAAGACCUGUAAAAAUGGCUCUCCCUGUAAAUGCUAAAUCUCAUGAGGCAAUUAGUGGACAGGAAACCAAUACCUUCCUAGUUUUCGGAAGACAUGACAAAGAUGAUACAGCAAAAGGUAUCCACACCUUUCAGACCUUUACGUGUGAUCCCCAGAUGAUACAUGAAUGUGGAGCUCAUGAUAAAGUCCGCAGAAAGAUUGAGACCCGCUGUAACUCACUAGAUUCUGAGCCCUCUGUUCAACCUGUUGCAUCAGACAGCGGUGUGAUGUUAGAUUGGGGAUUUGAUGAGGAAGGUUGGCUGUUUAAACGUUCUGUGUCUGUGUCAACCAGACCUCCGCUUAAGCCAGUAAUGGGAAUGAAUGGGGCUAAGGCUCGUAGCCAGAGCUUUGGUGCACGCUACAUGGACAGGCCAAGCUUCAACAGAUCUGGAAAGGUCCGUACUCAGAUCAAAACACACUCAGGUAGCUCCUUGAACUCUCUUAGUGAUGUCCUUCCAGGAAGUAUGAGUUGCUCAAGUAGCUACCAUUGUCCAAUGAAUCGAUCCCUUUUGAACAACUUUUUGAUUGAAGAGGGCCUGACAGUACCUUCGCAUUUGGGGUCCUCCAGUGAAAGACUUCAAACUCUUAAACACCAACGAGAGCAGGCUAGGCGCCUUCUGAUUGAGCAACAGUUUUCAAGCGCCUUUGGCGAGCCAGUUUCUGAGGAACCAGAGAGACAAAGUUCUAUAACCACAAUCGAAGAGAAAGUGAUGCUCGGCAUAGAGGAGAACUUGCAUAAGUCUCAGGAACAGGAGAAAACCAGUGAAGUGAAGCAAAAAUCUGGCUCAACCUUAGCAAAUUGGUUUGGUUUUCGCAAGAGUAAGCUUCCUGCUCCAAGCACGAAAAAGACUGAUCCCCCCAAAGUUAAAGAGGACAAGAGGGAGCAAAAGAUCACAUCACUUCUGGGAGGAAAGCAGACAAAGUCGGAUAAAAAAAGAGACAGAAGAAAAAGCGAUGGAAAAGACUGCUCUGUGGGGAUAAGAGAGUCUCAUGAUGCAGUGCGGGCAUGCAUCUCAAUGCCCUGCCCAGGAAUGGCCCUGAAUGAGAUACAAGGACAUACUGACAUCAUUGGGGACCCGAAGAUGCAGUCGGGGAACCUAAGAGCUGAUGGUGAAAAUGGAUCCACAGUGAAGAGCCCCAACCAGGAUGCUGUAACAGGCUUCGGCUGCAAGAUGCGAACAUUGGACAGUGGAAUUGGGACCAUCCCCCUACCUGAAUCCUGUUCCUUCUUCUCCUCCAUCCUGCACCUCCUCCCCAAAUCCUCAUCAACCCCAGAACCGUCCCUCAGUCCACCCAGUGUCCCCGGUUCCUCCAGCGAGGACAUGUCUCCUUCCCCAUUACCCCGGUGGAGAAUACCCUCCAGCUUUAAGGACUGCAGCCAUGCAGGGGUGCAAAACUCCCUUUCCAACUCCUCCAUGAUCCAUAUCCAGUCAGUGCCUUUCCCCACUGUGGCCUUCCUCCAGCCCAUCCAACCCCAAUCUCAACCCAUUGUGACCUCUGCCAGUGUGUGUGAUACCCAGAGCAGGCUACCCAGACCACCACCAGGUGGGAUGGAACCAAAGAAGUUGACCUAUAUCAAAUCAAAAACCCGAACCACUCCGAGCCAACAGAAAGAGCAGACAAGACUUCAGCUUGCCAACUAGUUCCUGAGCCAUCCAAAAGCAAAAAGUCCAUCAAUCAGUUGGAUUUAUCACUCGAACACACAUGGAGAAUCCCUCAGUCCCACCGUUUGGAUAUAGGGCGUCUGUGUCAGGAUGAAACGCUCAGUGCUGGACAACAACUGAGCUUGGCGUUGUGGGCUUCCACCUGGACUCAGUGCGGUGUUGAGAUACUGAGUAGCCUUUUAGGUGUAGUAAUGAACCUUCCGGCAGACAUUUUGGAGAUCUGCGGCCCAUUGGCAUCAGCUCGGAGCAGCUGGUUGAAUUUCUAGCUAAGUCUCACAGGACUUGGAGGUAAACAGACAUAGUUAUUUUCCUUUACCUUUUUUUAAAAAAAUGUUUUGACUCUGAGGAGUAACAAUUUUCACAAAAACAUGAACUUUUUUGUUUAGCUGAUGUGUUAGCUACUGUAGCACUUUCUUGGCUACUUCAUCUCAUAAACACGGUUGCACACGAGCUAACGCCUGUACAGUGAGCCCAGUUUAAGCUAACGUACGUGGCCUGCAGCUGUGAGUUCAUAUCGCUACGACAUAACCAUCCUUCCUGGCUACUUUGCGGACACACUGUUUAUACUUCCAUAACCUAAAACAUGGAAACACAUGACAGAAAAUGUCAACAAUAUUUGCUUUUGUAAUCUGUUUUUUGAAAACUUAAAAAAUGUGGCCACUAGUAGACACAGCAAAUGCUGAACACAAUAAGCAACAUAGCUAACAUGUUUGCAAUUACCUAUUUGCAUAUCCAGCUGACAAAAAGCAACAUUAUAUCUGAUUCUUUCCGUUUCACUUUACAAAUCUUGUAUUCAAUUUACAAUAUAAAGUGUUUUUUAUCCUGCUUUUGGUCUCCACCAACCCUUUAGAAAAGAUAUUUUGAUCUUGCUAGCCACUCGGUAGCUUUCUCGUUUGGGGCGUGCAGUUAGAGCACAGCGGCUGCACAACCAAUACAAUGAACCUAAAGAACCUAAAAAGCAUAAUUUGAUUCCAUUUUAUAUAAAAUAAUAAAAAUAAAAAUAAAAAGAUCGGUAAAUGCAGGUUUAAACACUUAAUUAACUUUGCACAAGCACAUGCAGUUCACCACCAGACCUCCAUUAUGGCACCAGCUGUGGCCACUUUUGGAGAUUAAUGAUGCAAAUUAAAAGGCCUCCACUAAAAUCCUGCUGAGCAUGGAUUGUUUAGCUACAUGUAUUUACAUUCUGCAGCAAUGUAUGAGCAUUUUAAUAAAUGUUUAUGUGAAGUUUUAAUUCUGCUUUAGAUCGUAUAAACAUCUAGGCUCCAAUAAAUGUCGGUAAUUUAUUUUCAGAUGAAACCUUAUAAACUCAAGAUCACAAAUUAUGACUUCCAUCCUUAAACACAUUUUAUGUACAGCACUUACUACUGAUUGCCAUUCAUGAGCUCUAUACCUGACUUAGUAAUGUGAUUCUUUAAAGUGUGCACUCUAUUGUUGGAAACUUUUUUUUAUUGUCACAAUGUUAAUAUCAAUUUGCAUGCAACCACCCUCGGACUUAUUCUAACCACAGAAAUGCAUCGUAUGAAUCUGAUAUCCAUCUCUUGACGAGUUUCAUCACAAGAACUGAUGAGUUAAACUUGAUGUGCACUGCUCAGUUUUUAAUUACAUAUUACACACGUUACAUAUUUUCAAUACUUAAAGCAAAUGUCUUAAAUAAGAAGUCACGUUUUGAAAACACUGCACAUCGCAUCUUGUCGUGAAACUCUUCGCAUUACUGCAUUCUGUAUUUUGUACAUGUUUCCACAGUUAUGACAUCAAGACAAAGCAGUGAGUUUUGCAUGUGACAUUAGCACCUACUAGGCACAUUGUGGACAUUGUUGUGCUAGCUCAGGGAAAAUACCAUUUUAUUGUCUCUGAUAGAUGCUGUGGAUUUAAUAAGUGAACCUCAACUUUAAAAUGUACAACCAUUUUAUUGCAGCCGGUGAAAAACCGCCCCCCGGUCCUCUCGGGGGAAAAAUCUUGGCGUUGUACGUUUCUGCGAAACUACGGAUACGUUGAAUUGCGUGCAGCGUUUUUUAUUUUAUUUGGUCGGACGUAGAACAAAGUCCAGUAAGGGAGGGCGGGAUUGAUGGUGGAUGGGUCAAACAAAACGCAUGUUCAUGAACCUGCGUGAAACCAAAAGUAGACCUUGGAGUUCAUGCAUGUCACGUAAUGUUUUUGUAUUGUUACGUCAUCACGUGAAUGCAAACCGUAAAAAAAAAAGAUUCUACCGUGAACCGAGUAGUUUUAUUGCCUAAACCUAAACCAAUCGCUUCACAACGCUAACCACGUUCCAUGGUGUGAUAUUUUUUGUUUCAGAAACGUUGACAUCUUGCCGUUUGCAGAAACGUACAAAGCCCAAAAUUUCAGAUUUCAUCGUUCUGUAAUGGUUUAAGGAUAUUACCUGAACUCAAUAUUUUCCUCUUUGUCAGUUUUUGUCUGUACAUUUAACUGUAUAAUACCUCACCAGUUUCUCUCUCUCUCUCUAUUUUAUGUGCUGUGUCCUUUACAGUAAUGUUUUUUGGUGUUUUGAAUGCAUCCCGACAUAUUUGAUGCUUUUAGCUGCUUUGCGAGGUCCCUCCCCCCCCCCUUCACACCUUCGUCGGCUCCCGGCAUUUCGUGCGUAAAUAUUUGCCAAAAUGCAUAUUGCCAAACACCGCUCUGAGCUAAUCAUGUACAGAAAAUGAAUGCAAUUAAAUCUACAUAUCAGACUCGUCGUGGUGACUAUAGCCAUAUUGUUUUUUGAAACACUAGAGACAGUUUGCACUUUCACGUGAUGUAGAACCAUGGAGCACCGUACCGUCGCACGAUAUCAUUAGCCAUGUCAUCUAACUGUAUUUUACCUCUUUAACUCUUUACUCACUUGCUACGUGUAUAUGUUGAAGGUGAUAUUUGUCGACUUAAAAAGGGGAGGUCGCGCCAAUAGGAUCGCACAGGUGUCGUGGAAUAUGUGGCGUACGAGGCGUUCGUGGAUCAGGGAACAGAUUUGCUGUACUGAUACGGGUAGAUGGAGCAUGGUGUCUGUGUUCUUAAAGUGGCUCCCAUAAGGAGGAGUCUCACUCUCACAAGAGUAUUGUAUUUUUAUAACAUUUACUCUUAAUGCCCUGUAUUUGUACUCAGCACCGAUGAGUGUAAUUUACUAUUUAUUGCACAUAUUUGUUAUAUUACAGGUAUUCUCCCUCUAAAUGUUUUUUUUGGGCGGUUCAGAACCCAAUAAUAACAGUGAUGUUCUUGUGUGACGGUCACCUUAGCAGUUUGGAUUGAGAAUUGUA
Cyclopterus lumpus (lumpfish) is the source of this 7490-nucleotide messenger RNA. RefSeq names its product nck-associated protein 5-like. The coding region runs from base 1 to 4221 and encodes 1406 amino acids. The record is from RefSeq and is a predicted model, not a curated record. The transcript is spliced from 12 exons. Gene Ontology annotation, biological process: microtubule depolymerization; microtubule bundle formation. Lineage: Eukaryota; Metazoa; Chordata; Actinopteri; Perciformes; Cyclopteridae. Gene Ontology annotation, cellular component: microtubule plus-end.